This is a messenger RNA of Volvox carteri f. nagariensis, 2661 nucleotides long. RefSeq lists its product as uncharacterized. Gene Ontology annotation, molecular function: protein-cysteine S-palmitoyltransferase activity. Gene Ontology annotation, biological process: protein targeting to membrane; peptidyl-L-cysteine S-palmitoylation. The transcript is spliced from 14 exons. The record is from RefSeq and is a predicted model, not a curated record. Lineage: Eukaryota; Viridiplantae; Chlorophyta; Chlorophyceae; Chlamydomonadales; Volvocaceae. The coding region runs from base 1 to 2661 and encodes 886 amino acids. Gene Ontology annotation, cellular component: Golgi apparatus; endoplasmic reticulum.
AUGUCUUCGAUGCCAAGGCUUCCAGCGCGGAAAGUGGUAUCGUCCCAACCUCAUGCACAGGCUACGGGACCGACACCACCCGCUGCAAGCCUUCAUGAAGCCAUGGUGUCCCAGGUUUCUCGCCUUGCUACCAACCCUGCACUUCAGCGACUUCUGCAAAACCCUGAGCUCUUGGAAGUCGUCAAGGAGCGGGACCCUACCUUCAAGCGCCUUCUGGAGCAGAAUCCCGGAAUGAGCGAGCUCCUCGCGCCCGACAAGCUCCGCUCGGUGCUUCAAAUGGCGAAGGAUCCGGCUCUCAUGAUGACAGGGGGCGCGGGGAUGUUUGGCGUGAUGAACCACCCGGAGCAGCAGCAGAUGCGGUCAAGGAUGCAGCUGCUGCAGCAGCAGGUCAUGGCGACGAUGGCUAACAUUGACGACAACACGGCCAACCACCAUUUGCCGCAGCCGCAGCCGCCAACCCCGUGGACAGCAACGACGGCAGCGGCGGUAGCAGGCCAGUCGGCCGGCGCCUUCGGCUCGGCGAUGGCGGCAGGGACAGCGACGGCGGCGGCUAGGGCUUCGGAAAAUUUACAAGGUGGCGGCGGCGGCGGCGGCGCGUCCGGCUCGCGGCCCUGGACGGCAGGCAUGGCCCCCCCGCACCAGUCCCCCGCUUUCUUCAACCCGCCGUCGGUCGAGUCAACUACGACGGGGAAGACAGUGGCGGGGGGAGGUAGCGGUGGAGAGUACGGCGGCUUUAGCUUCACACACUCAGAGCGCGAAGUCACGCUGGAGGAGUUGCCGUACGAUGUGCAGCAGCAGCUGCUGGCGGCGCACGGCAUCAAGCGCGAGGACGUGCUGUUGCAGCCGGCCGCCACCGCCGCUGCCGCCGCCGCCAACAGCAGCACUAAUGAUACGGCGCAAAUAGAGCUUCCUUCGUUUUCCGUGUGGCAGCAGGAGAAGGUGGCGGCGGCGGCGUAUGCGGCUCAGGCGAUGCCGCCCGGUGCCUGGUCGGACCUCCGCUCCCACCAGGGGUCACUGACCCACGGGUCGCACAUGCUGCCCAUCAGCACGGCCUCCUUGGACAGUGCCGCCGCCGCCGCCGGCGGAGUCAGAGGCGGCACAGAACCAAAAUACCCACCACCACCACCACCACCAGCAGCAGGUCGGGCAGGGCAGUAUAAGAACCACCGCCAGCAGCAGCAGCACCAUCCCUUUGAGCUGCACGGGGCCAGUCAGUACGACCGGUACGGCAUGUACGGGCUGGGAAGCAGCCCAGCCGGCAAGCGUCGCCCCGGGGACUACUACGAGCCCGUGGAGGCGAACCUCCUGUGGAGGCCGCCGGAGGCCCAGGAGGGCUGUGGCACCCUGUACAGGAGGGCCUAUUCAGGCUACUGCGAUCUGCUGUUCUUUCCGCCCUUCUUCGCGCUGGCGGCCCUGCUGGUGGUGGGAGCCCCCGGACUGCCCUUCUGGCUGCUGGCGGGGGGCCUUAUAGCUGCCGUACUGCCCGGGGCGUACUGCUUCACGGUGGUGCUGGGGGGAAUACCCAGAGAGAAGAUUCCGACCUCGCGGAGCUUCCUGUCGUUCAUCGCCACCUGCGAGGUCGUGUAUCCCCUCGUGUACGGCUGGGGGGUGUUGCCGUACUGGCACGGCCUCAUCUCUAGUACGACACUGGUGCUGCUGGUUUGCUUCGCGGUGUUGCCCAUCCUGCACCUGCGCGCCGCCACGGCGGACCCCGGCUACGUGCUGACAGCCGCCCAACAGCAGCAGCAACAACAACAACAGCAACAAGAACUCGAUCUGCAGGGAGAGCCGCAGCAGGAUAGGGUCCUGCAGCUCCAGAACCAACACCAACAGCACUGUCAGUUCUGUAACCGCUGUGUACGGCGAUUUGACCACCACUGCCCCGCCAUCGGCAACUGCGUGGGUGAGGGCAACGAGCGGACCUUCGCUGCCUGGCUGCUCCUCAUGGUCAGGGCGGGCCUGGGGUUGUGGGUGUGUCAGGUCCUGGUGGUGCACGUGACCCUCAGCUUCGUACUGCAACGUCAUUUGGCGGUCAGUGGCGCCGCCGCCGCCUCCUCGGCCCCGGACACGGGUCCCAGGGCGAUGUGGGCGGCGCUGUGCUGGGCCGCUGGGGCCCCGGAGAGGUGGCUGCUGCUGCUGGGGGGAGUGCAGGCUCUGUGUCUCAUUCCGGGAACUUUCCUGGCAGGGCGCCAAGCUUUCCUAAUCCUGGCAAACCUAACCGCCAACGAACUGAUCAACCGAAAGCGGUACGGCUACCUGCAGGACGACGAGGGCAGCUACUGCAACCGAUUCGAUCGUGGCGUGGCACUUAACUGUUUCAGUUUUUGGUUGGAGCGCAAGUUGGACUGGCGCCCGCAGUACGAUGCCGGAGAGCGGGAGAUGCGUCGGCGCGGCGUACGACGGUUGUCGGUUUGGACGGUUGGGUGGUGGAUGACGUGGUCGGACGACUACAACGCACGCAGCGAGGCUCUCCGUCAGGCUCUCCUAGAUGUCCGAAUUCAGAAAGUCCGGAGGGGGGCGGCAGUGAGGGCGGAGGCAGCAACAGCAGCAGCUGCCGCGACUCCCGCUACUGCACCAGCUACAGCAGCUGCACGGUUUCAUGUGUCUCAGGCCACUCAGCAAUUGUUGGAUGCUCAUGCCGUCGCGGGAAAGGCGAUGUGA